UUUUGUUAGGCACUUAGAAUGGUCUGUAAGAUCGGCGCGGUGGUGGCGGCGGCGGUGGUGGUGCUGCUGGGGGUGGUGGUGGAGGCGGUGGUUGGUGAUGAUAUCUACACAUCACCACACACUCACCAGCCUCACCAUCGCCACGUCCACAUACCGACUCCAGCUGUGUAUAAUCCUCCCAUUCCCUAUGACUUCGGGUACGGCGUGACUGACCCUUACACCGGCACAGACCACGGCCACGUCCAGAACUCCGACGGGCAGGUGGUGAGCGGCUCCUACCAUGUGCUACUGCCAGACGGACGAAGACAGGUGGUGCGCUACACGGCCGAUCAUGUCAACGGCUAUCAGGCACAGGUGUCCUAUGAAGGGGUCGGCCACCAGCUACACCACCGCCGCCGCUAACACACUUACCUGUCCAAAAAGAAGAAAAAGACAGGUGUUAGAUGCGUUACCUGAUCCUCCACACCUGUCCUCUCUCUCUCUCUCUCUCUCUCUCUCUCUCUCUCUCUCUCUCUCUCUCUCUCUCUCUCUCUCUCUCUCUCUCUCAUGUAAACGUAUAUAUAGCUCAGGUAACUUUCUCUCCCCUCCCCUGCUCUUCACCUUUCCUCCUUAAUUAAUUGGAGUGACUCACCUGACUGGCUGGCUGACUGACUUAGUUGAAUUUAACCAAUCAGGUGUUUUAUUAGUCAGUCAGUCAGUCAGUCAGUCAGCCAGGAAGGAAGGGAGAGCGUGUGAUACUGUUGGAACGGAUGUCAAGGGAACGGCCGAGGAAGGAAGGAAGGGAGGGAGAGCUUUUAACAGGAGCUUUCGUAAGUGUAACCUAUCAUGCAUUUCCUUAACCCUAUAUUACGUUUCGAUGGAGUUUAUUUAUACACAACUAAUUUAUUAACAAAACUACAUAUCUAUAUAAUCUUACCUGUAUGUUUAAGGCUUUUGUAUAAUGGUCUACUGUUUGAUUAUGUAAUAUAUUAUGAUGU
This is a messenger RNA of Eriocheir sinensis (Chinese mitten crab), 977 nucleotides long. RefSeq names its product larval cuticle protein A2B-like. NCBI's taxonomy places the organism in Eukaryota, Metazoa, Arthropoda, Malacostraca, Decapoda, Varunidae. Gene Ontology annotation, cellular component: extracellular matrix. Bases 19 to 402 code for a protein of 127 amino acids. The record is from RefSeq and is a predicted model, not a curated record. The transcript is spliced from 4 exons.